Drosophila arizonae is the source of this 1124-nucleotide messenger RNA. RefSeq lists its product as uncharacterized. The record is from RefSeq and is a predicted model, not a curated record. Lineage: Eukaryota; Metazoa; Arthropoda; Insecta; Diptera; Drosophilidae.
UAACAUUUUCGACCAAGUUGUUUGCCUCACAUUAUUCAAAAUUCCAAAUGAAAUUUUAAAUCAGUUCUUUUAUUUUAUUCGACGGCUCUAAAUUAUCACCAUGCUUAGGAAACUGGUCCUAGGCUCACCCAGGCCAUUAGGGACGAUCCAUGUGCCGAAUGCAAAGCUGCACGGCACAAGUCACUUGGCCAAGAAAAAAGACAAUAGCCGAUCAAGUGACUCCGAGACGCCUAGGGAAGAUAAUUGCGAAAAGCUUCAAGAGCCGAUAUGUUGCCCCAAGAUGCAUCCCUGUAGCGAUGAGACCUGUCAAUCGGAGACACGCGAUCCCAUCAGAGUGAGCCGGAAGUCGUUUUACGAGGCGACCGAUCGGAUUGCCCAGAACAACAGAAUAAAAAAUAAGACCGAUCAGUUCCAGUCCAUGUGGGAGGAUGCGGUCAAUCCCACCAAGGAGCAGCUAGCGCUGUGGACCUAUCCGCCCGCAUGCUGUCCAAAGUGUCCGAACACCCCGUUCGAUGUGCUCUACUACCGUCCGUCAAACAAGUGCCGUCAAUACCAGCGCACCUGGUGGGAAUGCUGUCCCAAAAUGGUGCCCAAGCGGGUCUGCUGCUGGUGCGAUGCUAUACCGCCCGAGAACCACAUCCGUAGUCCUCCCAGUUCUCCUUCGACCGGCGUGUGCUCCGCAGAUCACGAAAAGUCGCGCUUCGACUGCCUCAACAAAAAAGCCCUGGGCUGCCCGCGAGUGCAGCUACCCGGCUGCAGAGCAGCGCGCGUUCCUCCGACCUGCGACAUAGUGCGACGUCCGAAGGUCUGUGACAAGCCCAAGUGUCCCUAUCCCAGCUAUUCGGAGUGCAGGCAAUUGGAUCCGGCCGAGUUACCCGAACGUCCCGCAGAGUGCCGUUGCCUUAAACUGUUCUCAACGUGCGAAGCCCAUCGCGCUGAUAUCAGAAGAGAUGCGAUUCAGUCCAAAUUUUGCGAAUGCCCCACCUGCAAAUAGAACAAAUCCAUUUCAACUACAGUGCAUAAUUUAGAUGCAUAUGUAAGAGAUGCAAUAUAGUUAAAUGGACUUGCUCUAUUGGCAAGUCCAGAGGUGCUCACAUGUAUGAUCUAGAAUGUGUAUAUGAGUU